AUGGCGUUCUAUGUUCAGUCCUGCAGCAUCUUUUGCUUCGUCUCAGUCCAAACUAUCCUGAUUUUCAGCGUAUCCUCGCCUGGAACGGAAAGCCUCAGUUUCCCUCAAAACUACACGAUGAUCCACUGGGCGGGACGCAUUGAGAAAGAAAUCGAACAGGUUUUUCAGCACGUCAGCGGAGUCCAGCAAAUGAGAGGGAUUUACAAUGAGAAAAAGGGCCAAUUCGAGGUGGUGAAGAACUCUCCCAUGGAGCUUGUGGCGAAGGUGGCGAGAGAUAUUCAGGGGUUGUUGAUGAGCAAACGGAAGGCUCUUGAGAGGCUGGCCAAAGAGGCGGAGCAGUUGCAGAAGGAGCAUGUUUGGCAAGAUGGUAUUAAGGAGCGUGACAUUGAGUACUAUGAUUCCAAGGCGGACUCAGACUCCGUAAAGUCAGAUGGUGAUGGAGAUGAGGCCAUCGAUGAACGGAGCUCUCUAAAAUUGGAGUUUGUGGAUGAUCCAAACUUCAAAAACAGGGUCAACUACUCCAGCACAGCUGUGCAGAUCCCUACGGAUAUCUACAAAGGAUCUCCUGUGAUCCUGAAUGAGCUGAACUGGACCCAGGCUUUGGAGAAGAUUUUUAUUGACAACAGCAGAGAGGAUCCGUCGCUGCGUUGGCAGGUGUUUGGCAGUGCCACUGGUGUCACCAGAUACUACCCAGCCACACCAUGGAGAGCACCCAAUAAGAUCGACCUGUAUGAUGUGCGAAGGCGGCCAUGGUACAUCCAAGGGGCUUCUUCUCCCAAAGACAUGGUCAUCAUCGUUGACGUGAGUGGCAGCGUGAGUGGUCUCACUCUCAAACUGAUGAAGACCUCCGUGAUGGAGAUGCUGGAUACUCUGUCAGACGAUGAUUAUGUCAACGUGGCCAGAUUCAGUGAGAAGGCUGAGGCUGUGGUUCCCUGCUUCAAGAACCUGGUCCAGGCCAACAUCCGCAACAAGAAAAUCUUCAAGGAGGCUGUGAAUGACAUGUCUGCCAAAGGCACCACAGACUACAAGUCCGGCUUCCAUUUUGCCUUCCAACAGUUACUUAAUGAUAGCAAUUACCCACGAGCAAACUGCAACAAGAUGAUCAUGAUGUUUACAGACGGGGGUGAGGACCGAGCACAAGACAUCUUUGAGAGAUACAACUGGCCCAACAAGACGGUGCGAGUGUUUACGUUCUCUGUGGGCCAACACAACUAUGAUGUCACCCCCUUACAGUGGAUCGCUUGUGCAAAUAAAGGUUACUACUUCGAGAUCCCAUCCAUUGGCGCCAUCAGAAUCAACACGCAGGAGUACCUGGACGUAUUGGGCCGUCCAAUGGUGCUGGCGGGAAACCGAGCCAAGCAGGUGCAGUGGACCAACGUGUACCAGGAUGCCUUGGGCCUGGGUCUGGUGAUAACUGGAACAAUGCCUGUUUUCAACCUCACUGCAGACGGGAGUUCUCAGAGUCAGCUAAUUCUCGGAGUGAUGGGAGUGGACAUUGCACUCAGUGAAAUCAAGAGGCUUACACCAAGAUACAAACUUGGGGCAAAUGGAUACACCUUCGCCAUCGACCCGAAUGGCUAUGUUCUCCUUCACCCGAACCUACAACCCAAGAUCAUUAAUUUCAGAGAGCCUGUCACUCUGGACUUCCUAGAUGCUGAACUGGAAGAUGAGAACAAGGAGGAGAUCCGGCGGGAUAUGAUCAAUGGAAGAACAGGAAAAAAGACAAUUAGAGCGCUCAUUAAGUCAGUUGAUGAGAGGUACAUUGAUGAGGCUGUUCGGACAUACUACUGGGCACCUGUUAAUGGCACUGACUAUAGUCUGGGUUUGGUACUGCCUAACUACAGUGAAUACCACAUCCGAGCCAACCUGAGUGACCAGAUCCUUCAGGUUCAAUAAUUCUCCCUUUCUAUUGCAGAUUUUGAAUCUCUGCUGCCAGUCAGUUUUGAUUCCGAGGGACAUGUAUUCAUUGCUCCCAGGGAAUACUGCAAGGAGCUGGAGCUCUCCAACAAUAACACAGAGUUCCUGCUCAACUUCAUCGCCCUCAUGGAGAAAAUCACACCGGACUCCAAGCAGUGUGAUAACUUCCUCCUGCACAACCUCAUCUUGGACACGGGCAUCAUCCGACAACUGGUGGAAAAGGUGUGGAAGGCCAAGGAUCUGAACACCUAUGGCUUCUUGGCAUUGUUUGCUGCAACAGAUGGAGGGAUCACCAGAGUCUUCCCCAACAGGGCUGCUGAGGACUGGGAUGAGGACCCAGAGCCCUUCAACGCCAGUUUCUACCGCCGCAGCUUGGACAACAAGGGUUACAUUUUCCGGGCUCCGUACAGAACCUCUCAAACUGCGAACGACGACAUCCUAAACCCAGAGAAUGACACCAUCGGCAUCCUGGUCAGCACUGCAGUGGAGAUCUCUGUAGGAGGGAAAACUAUCAAACCUGCAGUUGUGGGAGUGAAGCUGGAUUUGGAGGCUUGGGUAGACAAGUUCAAGAUACUGGCCAGCAACCAAACUCAAAGCCGGCAGGGUUCACACAAGUGUGGGGUAUCCAGCAGCUGUGAGAUGGAUUGUGAAGUCGACAGUGAUGACCUCCAGUGCUAUCUGAUUGAUGAUGGUGGGUUCCUGGUUAUGUCCAACCAGAAAAGUGACUGGAAUAAGAUCGGUAUGUUCUUCAGUGAGGUGGACUCCAUCCUGAUGCACGCCCUCUACAAUAACUCCUUCUAUGACCGCAAGCAGUCGUUUGACUACCAGUCUGUCUGUGAGCCAGUGCAGAGCAGCAACACAGGUGCUGCACCCAGGGGCGUCUUUGUGCCCACCAUUGCAGACUUCCUCAACCUGGCCUGGUGGACCUCCGCAGCAGCCUGGUCCCUGUUUCAGCAGCUGCUGUAUGGAGUGGCCUAUCACAGCUGGUUCAUCAAAGAUGACGUGGAGGCAGAGGGGAUGGACUCAAGAGAAACUAGCUGUAUCACAAUACAGACCCAGUACUACUUCACCAAUGUUACCAGCUCCUACAAUGUACUGCAGGACUGUGGCAACUGUUCCAGGCUGUUCCAUGCUAAGCGGAUAAACAACACUAACCUGCUGUUUGUGGUGGCAGAGAAGAUGCCCUGUAACUCAUGUAAUAUAGAGAAGCUGUCUCAGGUGGAGACAGAGUUCAAGGCGGAAGUCCCAUGUUUGGAGAUGCCUGUAGCACGGUACCGGAAAGGCCCAUCUACCUGCUUUGACUACAAUCUUGCGGAGAACACCUCGGACUGUGGGCGGGGCUACUCAUUCCGACCCUCGCUAAAGGUCCUGCUGUGUGUCCAGCUGCUUCUCUUAUACCUGACUGGCUCCUCCUACAUCCUGCCCUUCCCCUCACCGCUUUAAUCCAAUCAUAUUCUACCUGCUCCUCCUCCUCUCCAUGCUCCUUCACUCCCCUUCCUUUCCCCCUCCCUCCUUCAGUCAUUGCUGAUGAGGGGACUUCCUGAAGCCCUGUUUUGGAAGCCCUGGCUACUGUCGUCGUCCCCCCUCCCCCCCCCCCCAUGCCCGGUGACAUAGCUUCACGGGCGGUUGCUUAGCGACGGUUGUUGGGCUUUGUUGUGCAGCCAGUCACCUUCAUCCAGGGGAGGAGCUCUGUGUUCCUUCCACAGAAAAAAAAAAAAAAAAAAAAAAAAACUCCAACCGCCGCAACCAGAAGAAAGCGCAUCAGAAGAAGAAAUGAAAAGAUGGCGGGUGUUGCUCUCGUACACCUCCUGCCAGUACAGACACAUUUCUCAUCGCCUCGCGACUGCUCAGGCAGGAGAAGAGGGCAGCGGUGGACAUCGAUCGCUCUCAUUCCUCAUGGACCUUCUUAGAAUUUUACUGGGCCUCGUCCCAUUUGUCUCAGAUAGUGGUCGCUGUACCAUUCAGCCACAUAUAGCUACUGGAAAAGAAAAGUAACAAAAAAACACAGAAAAAGCAGUUAUUACCUGAAAUAUCAAGCAUACAAGAUUCACUUCCAUUUGUUAGGGUAUAAUUUGAAAGGGAAAUUGUCAUAUUUGACUGAUUUAAAUCAUUAAUUUAUUUAUGCACUAUAUCUACUUCUUGCCAAAAUGAGAUAGACUUUUCAUGUGGUCUUAUUUUUUAUAGCCAAAUAGAAAGAGGAAAAGGAGAAAAUAAAAUAAGUUUAAACAAUCGAAAUGAAUAGAAUAAUUAUGAAAAUACAAUCUCACUCCUUUCAGUAGAGACUGAGUGUCUCAGAGUAAUGAUAUCAUCAGUGUGGGUUGUCUGUAGUUUUAUCCCAUGUAUUCCAAGGAGGCCAUCAUGCUCUUUGCAGAUCUGUGUCUUUAUGAUGUAAUAGCCCAGUGCUCUCCAACCUUGAAUGUUCCCUCUAACCAAUCGCCUGAGAGGUUAAGUAGUUCUUUCUGUCACCGAAGACCAAGGUGCCAACACAUUUUUGUGUGCAAUUUGUCCUUUGUUAUUUUUAAAAACAGAUAAAUAUUUAUUGACUGUCUAGCAUAUAGCAGCCACUCAUGCAUUUGUUAUAGCUUUUUGGGGGCUGAAUGCAGCUUGCUUUAGCCUGUAGAAGACUAUAAACUGAAGAUAAGCUGUGCAGACCUUUUAUUGCAGAACUGAAAAUCCUUUCUAGGCUGUGCAUUCCCAAUGAUGUAGCCCAUCAGUGAAGUCUAUAAUCUGGAAUUGAAAGUAAGAGUUGAGUUUUAUCAUUAUGUAAUUGUUUUUAAAAAUGAAGAGGCUUUAUUGAUGUAUAGUAUUUGAAUGAUUGUCUGGCCUGUCCCAGUCCCUCCGUGUAGUGCCUUGGGGCACACAUCCUGUUGGACAGCACUGGUGUUGCAGUAGCUUUUCUGACUGUUGUACUGAUGCACUUGUGGGGGGCCCAAUGUAAGCCCAUUGUUUCCUCAGUAUCCGCCCAGACUGUAAACACACAUUUCCAGUAAGAAGAACUGUUGCCCUGUGGCACGUAAAUGACAAACACCCAGCUCCAUCUUGUUGUCUUUCUGUAUUCUAUGGCCUUGAUAGUACAGUGCAGGUCUGGAACUCCCUGCCUAACAAAAAAAAGAAGAAGAAAAAAAAACACUGUCACAACGGCAAUGGGAAAGUCUUGAAUAUGUUGGUUGCUUAAACUGCCAGAACCAUCUUGACCACACUGAUCAAUACUGCUGAGGGGAGAGGGUAACACAGGCGUCAGGAAGCAGUUUGGAACAUGACCAUAGAUACAGAAUUAGCUGUUUACUACAAAGGAAUGUAUGUGAGUGCAAAACUGAUAGUGUAAUGUAACUGUAAUCUGGGGAGUGAUGGCAGUGGUAGUGUAGGCAUUCCUAUUUUUUGCAGGACAAACGCUGUCCACGGUCAAAUGUGUUGUCAAAUGUGGAAAAAUUGAACAUGUGUGUGGUUUCGCAACUUUUUUAACAUAAACUUUUUUGUCAUUUGAUGAAAAAGGUGGAAAGAGGAGUUGUGUCACACCCCAUUGGUAGUUUUUACAGAGUUGUUGAAAGAAUGUUUGAACUGUUUUAUUGGUGUGUAUAUUGAUUUUUAAAGAGGUUGGUGGCAUUGUCUCAGCUUCUAGCCGCUUCAGUAUAUUCGGUGGAGUUUACGCACUUCACAGUGGCUUUGCAUUGUCAAAGUGGUCAAAUUGGUCAGUGUGUCUGGAUUCUUGAUUGAUUUAUGUGCAGAAAUAAUUGAUAAAAACUUAUCCUUUAACUGCCAUGGUUGUGUGCAAUAGGAAUCAGAAAUAGAUCAGAAUCAGAACAUAUUUUUAACCACAGUAUAGCAACAUUUCUGGUGUUUCAUUGCUAAAAAGCAAAGAUUCUGUUUGGUUGUUAUCAUAUGUACAUGAGAACAACAAAUUACAACAUUAAAGAGUUUGGGGAAAGGCUGAAGUGCUGUCUUGAACUUCAAUCAGUUGAAAUCACAAUGUUGUUUUACUGUUUUCCAUAUCUGUUUGGCAGACACUAUGCUGAGAAACGUCCUCUUUUUCCCAGACAUGGUCUCAUUUUGGGACCAAAAAUAUCUGUCCCUGCGAGAUUUAGAAAUUCCUAAUUCAGGACUUAGGUUCGCUUGCUUCAUAGACCUUAUAUAAAUAUAUCCUGUAUUAAUAAUAUUAUAUCCUUAAUGCCCAACCACCCUGUUCUCUUUUUUAACGAAAAUAUGGUCACUGAACAGACACUCAUAAAUCUGGUGAUCUGUGUACAUGUGUUUAGGCUCUCAUGCAGAAAAAAAAUACAUUUCACAUAUAUUUAAAAAUGUUUUUCUAAUGCAUGCCAAAUAUAUGAUGAAUAUAUUUUCAAUGUACUUAUCAAACAUAUCUAUAAAUAGUAUUCCAAAUAUUUCAAAAUUCAAUGCAAAUACUUUUUAAAUGUAUUGUGAAAUACAUUCAAAACAUUAAUAUAUUUACCAUAAAUUUCACAUACAUUUGAAAUGCAUCACGGAAUAUAUGAAGGAGCCAAUUUUUAUAUAUUUUAGAAUUACAUCUUAAGCUACACUUUAAAAUGUAUGUGAAAUGUAUUUGUUCUGUGAAAUGUGUAUUUUAUUAUCCUUGUCAUUUAAUUCUAGCUAAUAUUUCAUAAUGAUCAAUCCCCCUGCCCCCCAACAUAACUGCACAUAUGCAAUCAAACUGCCAAACACACAUACACACAUGCUUAACAUUCACUCUCUCCUCUUGGAACAGAAAUGGUUGAUUUCUAACGUUUUUUCACCCCCACUCUUCCCUGGCGAACUGUGUACUAUUAAUUUCUUAGUGUCGUCCACAAUUCCUGCUCUUCGCUGAAGAUUUUACUGAAGAUCGUAACUGUUGUCUCAGCCCUAUAUUCACUGCGCUCUAUGCCUCUCAAUGGAACCUUGAAUACUGCAAUCCGCACCAUUCUGAUAUUGUGUAAAUGUUACUACAGCCAUGAUUAAAAUAAGAUAGUCAGUAUUUUAUUUAUUUUUGUUUUUAAACAAAGUUUUUUGUGACAUACAAGCAGAAUAAAUUGAUAACUCUUAGUGAACUGGUACUCACUCAAGGUACAUAUUCAAGAUUCAGAUCUGUAAAGGGCGUGUUAAUUAAAGGAAUUAUUCAUUGUGCACAUUGUUCGGAGCAUAGGUCCUUCUUAAGUAGACGAGAUAAGCCUGGGAAUAUUACAGGUUUCCAUUAGCAUACAUAUCCAAACCCCGGAGAGAGCAGGUCUGAAUGGACAGAUGUGGGAAUAGUGGGUAGUUUCUGACAAUCUGAUUGGAUAAGUGUGUCAGUGCCGGAGAAAUAAGGACUGACAAUCUGCAAGCUGGGCAAGGAUGAGAGCCCACUCUACCUGGACAUACAACUGAUUACUCAUUUCCUGUGUGUGUAAUGGCAGUGGGCGGGGACAGUAUGGCUAUUUGACAGAAAAUGGUAUGUUAAUAUUGAGGGAAUGGUACUAAGAAUGCUGUUAGAAAUGCAUUUUUCUUUUUUCUUUUUUCUUUUUUAAAUUGAAGAAAAGCAACUCCAUCUCCAUUCUUUGAACAACAUUUGGAGUAUGAAUAGCUCUAGCUGCCUUUCUUUGCUUCCAUUAGUAGUUCUUACAUGACAGUAUUUAUUUGGAUAUGCCUCUGCUGUGCAUUUAACCCUAAGUGUUAGGGCAUUUUCAUGCUGUCCUCCAAACAGAAUCUCAUGUAAUGGGAAAUGCAUGUUCCUUUGUACAUCAUUUUAUACCUGGACUGCAGGCACAAGAGAAUGAACAAGAAAUGUCUAUCCAUUGCAAACAUGAAUAUUGAUUUCACAUCAUCGUUUUGAGUGUUAUCAUUACAUUUUCAGUAAAAUGUACCACUUCAUAUUAAUAUUUUGGUUAUUUCUGUAUUUUCUUUAUAAUAUAUAUAUAUAUAUUUUUGUUUAUAUACUUUUGUUUGUUUGUAUACUAUAUAUUUAUAGUAUAUAUAUAUAUAUACUAUAUAUUCUUUAUAUAGUAGUGGAUUGCUCUGCAAUAGUUUGGUGGAACCCAAUGGGAGGUAAUGGAUCCUGUAAUUGGCAUUUCAGAAACAUUACUUGUGUUGAUGUCAUCACUUGUUCAUGUUUGCACUGCAAUUUUAGUCAGCAUGUACAUUUCAAGAUAAUGACCACUAUUCUACCUUUCUGUUCCCUUAUAAUGGCCCCCCAGAGGUAUGUUCUAAUCAUACCUUUUGCAGUAUCGCAACAUCCAAAUGAAAAAUCUGUGGCAUAUUUGCUCAGCUAUACCUUUCCGCCAAAGUUAUAUCGGCUUUCAAAUUUCAACUUUGUUUUGCAGUUCUUAUAAAACAUUUAAAAAAACAAGCAAAACCAACUCUACCAUCCCUUGCCUUCAAAGGUUGCUCCAUUGUGCAUUACAUUGAUUCCUUGCAGUACUGUUGGUACAUGUGAUGAGCUUGAUUUUUUGUGCUUUCUUUUUGGUGUGUUUUAAAGGCUUAACUUCUUACCCCUGCUCAACAGACAGGGCCAGUGUCAGUUACAGCUGGGUGGUCCUAACAGUGCCACAAAAGCCAGCUGAGGACCCCAGACAUGACCCGGCUGAGCCUAGCCCUCCUCACCCAAUGAGCUGUUUAAAGGAGUGCUGCGGUACCCUUGAAGCAGCAGCAUUUGACUUUAGGCAUGCUGUCCAGGUGUCCUCAGUGGCUCCCCCUGUUGGCAGGGGGCCACAGUGUGGCUGUGCCUCUGCAUGGGCUGCAGGACACAGGUGUGUUUUCUGUGGGUUGAGAAAUGUACUUUUGCCAGAAAAAGAAGAAAAAAAUUUGCAGCCCAAAUGAAGGGGUUAGUGGGGUGUGGAUUCUCCCCCGCCCGCUGUUUUUUCCGUCACCAUAUCUGUGUAGGUGCGUCUUAUAUGGGAAAGCCUGUGACCAAGACAAGUGUGUAUGUGAUUCUGUAGUCUGUAGUCUGGUGCUAUGUGACGAUGUUUGACAAAUGUGUAAAAAAAAAAAAAAGUUAAAUACAAUGAAAAAGAAUUGAACUCUUAAGUAAAAUAAAAAAAACGAAGAACUAAUAACCCUGAGUUUGAGGAAAUCAGGCAAAUAUACAGUUUCUUUUUGUUUUUACUUUUAUUUUGCUGCUGGUGGUGAUGUUUGCGAGGAAGAUUCAGCUCCUUUUGUCUGAGAAGCUUUGUUCCAUGUCGCUCCAUUCUUUUGUACAGAUGAAAUGGGGAAAAAAUAUGAAAAGGCAAAAUUUGUAAAAUAUUGUGUCUGUGACUCCUUGUAAAAUAUUUUCAAAUUGUUUAUUACAGAGAAUCAGUUAUUAAAUAAUGUUCAUAUUUUUCACUUCA
Molecule: messenger RNA, 9209 nt
Organism: Conger conger (European conger)
Lineage: Eukaryota; Metazoa; Chordata; Actinopteri; Anguilliformes; Congridae
Gene: cacna2d2a
Product: calcium channel, voltage-dependent, alpha 2/delta subunit 2a
Exons: 38
Cellular component (GO): voltage-gated calcium channel complex
Molecular function (GO): voltage-gated calcium channel activity
Source: RefSeq, a predicted model, not a curated record